AUUAAAAGAGUAAAUUCAGUUUUUUAAAUGAUGAUAAAUUAAUGACUCGUGACAUGUUUCACAGUGUAAUAAACCAUGUUUUUAUUGUGAAUUAUUGUUAUUUGAAAGACAUUGUGUAAUGUUACGGUAAGGUGAUUUAUUAAUGGCGGUUGAACGCCUCCGAGUGUGUCCUCAGGAUUCCUCGGCCGCCGCGGAAGAAGGAGGAGGAGGGAGGGGAGAGAGGCAGGCCGGAGGCCGCCGCAGCUGCGACACUUUCCGGCGUUGUUGAAGCCGAGCCCCGGUGGUGGAGGCGACACCGGCGUACAGCGGCUCCUGCCGGUUGAGCUUCCCCGGCGAGGCGGCGCGGAAGCCGGCUUCAGGUCAGUCACGCCCCCGCCUUGGAUACCGAGCCCCAGCGGCGGUACUUUGGUCGGACUUGACCCGCUCGCUACUCACUUGGCACAGGGCGACACGAGUUCCACCCGGACAGGGGGUGGUGAUGGAUGGCUUUGGGGGUGCGGUUAAAGCGUCAGGCGGGCAGGUGUUGGUCCACACUUUGAAUGGGACUUUGACAUGCAAACACCAGGCACAGAUUACAACUAUCAAACUGGGCAUAGUUUUUCAGACAUGGUGGACACCCAGCAGCUCUUCGCCUGGCCGGUGGGCUUCAGUCUGAGCACCGUGGAUCUGCCCGAGCUGGACGACAGCAGCCACUCGGCGCACAUGACAACGUUGGACUACGCCACCAUUUCCUCCUCUUCCUCCUCCUCCCUGUCGCCCUCGCUGGUGGCCUCCAUGUCCUCCGUCGACGUGGCCUACGACCCAAGUCCUCCGCAGAGUGAGGACCGUUUGACCAACCUGGACUACAUCAGCAUGCACACCUACAGGACCCAGGCAGACGCACACAAUUUCAUCAAGCUGGAGCCAGAGUCGCCUCCUCAACAGGCCGACAGUCCAUCGGUCUCCAAGCUACCGGAUGACACCUCGACUGCAGCACUCAACAUCGAGUGCCGUGUGUGUGGAGAUAAAGCUUCUGGCUUUCACUACGGCGUGCACGCCUGUGAAGGAUGUAAGGGUUUCUUCAGGCGCACCAUCAGGUUGAAGCUGGUGUACGAUCACUGCGACCUCCACUGUCGCAUUCACAAGAAGUCCCGCAACAAAUGUCAAUACUGUCGCUUCCAGAAGUGCUUGAACGUCGGCAUGUCACACAACGCUAUUCGCUUUGGCCGGAUGCCGCAGGCGGAAAAAGAGAAACUUCUAGCGGAGUUCUCAUCGGACAUUGAGCACAUUCAUCCGGAGGCAGCAGAUCUGAGGGCCUUGGCCAAACAUUUGUAUGAAGCCUAUCUGAAGUACUUCCCCCUCACCAAGGCCAAGGCCAGGGCCAUCCUCUCUGGCAAGCACGGAGACAAUGCACCUUUUGUCAUCCAUGACAUGAAGUCUCUGAUGGAGGGCGAGCAGUUCAUUAACUGCAAGCAGAUACCCGUCCAGGAACACCAGCAACAGACCUCCGUCUUUUCCGCCUCAAACGGAGGCGCUUUUCCGGGGUCGGAGUACGGCAUUGUGGGAAUGACAAGCGCGCUCGAGCUGCGUUUCUUCCACAGCUGUCAAUCGCGCUCGGCUGAAGCUGUGAGAGAAGUGACAGAGUUCGCCAAGAGCAUCCCGGGAUUCAUCGACCUGGAUCUCAAUGAUCAGGUGACUUUGCUCAAGUACGGCGUGAUCGAGGUGCUGAUCAUCAUGAUGGCGCCGCUGAUGAACAAAGACGGGACGCUCAUCUCUUAUGGGCAGAUCUUCAUGACGCGGGAAUUCCUCAAGAGUCUCAGGAAGCCAUUUUGCCAACUGCUGGAGCCCAAGUUCGAGUUCUCCGUCAAGUUCAACAUGCUGGAGCUUGACGACAGCGACAUGGCGCUCUUUCUCGCCGUCAUUAUCCUCAGUGGAGACCGCCCGGGCCUCCUGAACGUGAAGCCUAUCGAGCAGCUGCAGGAGACGGUGCUGCACUCGCUGGAGCUGCAGCUCAAAGUCAACCACCCGGACUCUCUGCAGCUCUUCGCCAAGCUCCUCCAGAAGAUGACCGACCUGCGGCAGAUCGUCACCGACCACGUGCACCUCAUCCAGCUCCUGAAGAAGACCGAGGUGGACAUGUUCCUGCACCCGCUGCUGCAGGAGAUCAUGAAGGACCUGUACUAGAGGGAGAAGCGAGCACUGAGACGGUGUAUUGCGAAAGGGAAUCCUUCUGCCUUACGACGAGAGGAGGUGACAGAAAUUGAGAAAGAGAUGAGGAAGAAGGUCAGGAGUGUUGGAAGCCGUCUAGACGGCCACAGCAGAAGCUUGCAAAACCACCGCUUGCUGUCCCAAUCAGGGCGAGGGGCCGCCCCGUCGGUAAGGCAGGCCCUCGCGCUUUGAUUGGCAGACUCCACCGAGUGCCUUGGAGGUUCAUAUAACUGUGAAGAUUCGACACCACGUGCCGCACAGCAGUGUGUGUUUGUGUGUGGGGAUGACCUCGUGUUAGGGUCCUGUUUACAUGCACACAACUAUAGCCUAUCAAAAGUCAUUUUAUUACAUCUUCUCAAGGGAUAAUACCACUUCUUGCCCUGCAAAAAGUCAGUGUUCAAAAACAAGAAAAAAAAUACAAAAAUGAGGGGUAUUUUAUUUGAACUAAGCUAAAUUAUCUGCCAAUAGAACAAGAAAAUUCGGCUUGUCAAGACUUUCCAAAACAAGUAUAAUUAGCUAACCUCAAUGAACCCAAAAUACCUUAAAAUAAGUAUAUUCUCACUAAUAACAAGUGCAUUUUUCUUGGUAGAAAAAAAAAGAGACCUUUUUGCUCAAUAUGUUGAAAAAUAUUCUUAAAUGAAGUAAAUGCUAGUGCCAUUAUCUUGACAUAAUGAUAUGCACUCGGCAUCAUGAUAUUUUUUUUCAUGCUUGAAGUAAGAAAUUAUUACUUUAAGAAAGUAGUUUUAUACUUGUGAGUAGAGAUGUCCGAUAUUAUCGGCCGAUAAAUGCUUUAAAAUGUAAUAUCGGAAAUUAUCAGUAUCGGCUUUUUUAUUAUCGGUAUCGGGUUUUUUUGUGUUUUUUUUUUUUUUUAAUCAAAUCAACAUAAAAAACACAAGAUAAACUUACAAUUAGUGCACCAACCCAAAAAACCUCCCUCCCCCAUUUACACUCAUUCACACAAAAGGGUUGUUUCUUUCUGGUAUUAAUAUUCUGGUUCCUACAUUAUAUAUCAAUGUAUAUCAAUACAGUCUGCAAGGGAUACAGUCCGUAAGCACACAUGAUUGUGCGUGCUGCUGGUCCACUAAUAGUACUAACCUUUAACAGUUAAUUUGACUCAUUUUCAUUAAUUACUAGUUUCUAUGUAACUGUUUUUAUAUUGUUUUACUUUCUUUUUUAUUCAAGAAAAUGUUUUUAAUUUGUUUAUCUUAUUUUAUUUUAUUAUUUUUUUUAAAAAGGACCUUAUCUUCACCAUACCUGGUUGUCCAAAUUAGGCAUAAUAAUGUGUUAAUUCCACGACUGUAUAUAUCGGUAUCAGUUGAUAUCGGUAUCGGUAAUUAAGAGGUGGACAAUAUCGUAAUAUCGGAUAUCGGCAAAAAAGCCAUUAUCGGACAUCCCUACUUGUGAGUGUUGAUGACACAGCUUUGCAACAGUUGAUAUUCUAGUUUCAAGCAUGUUUUACUCAAUAUAGGUCAUAAAAUCUCAGCAACAAGCUGUAAUAUCUUACUGAGAUCAUUUAGGACCAUCCAUCCAUCCAUCCAUUUUCUACCGCUUAUUCCCUUUUGGGGUCGCGGGGGGCGCUGGAGCUUAUCUCAGCUACAAUCGGGCGGAAGGCGGGGUACACCCUGGACAAGUCGCCACCUCAUCGCAGGGCCAACACAGAUAGACAGACAACAUUCACACUCACAUUCACACACUAGGGCCAAUUUAGUGUUGCCAAUCAACCUAUCCCCAGGUGCAUGUCUUUGGAGGUGGGAGGAAGCCGGAGUACCCGGAGGGAACCCACGCAGUCACGGGGAGAACAUGCAAACUCCACACAGAAAGAUCCCGAGCCCGGUUUUGAACCCAAGACUACUCAGGACCUUCGUAUUGUGAGGCCGAUGCACUAACCCCUCUGCCACCGUGACCAAAACCCUUAAAACAAGUAAAACACUCUAACAUAAAAUCUGCUUAGUGAGAAGAAUGAUCUUAUCAGACAGAAAAUAAGCAAAUAUCACCCUUAUUUGAGAUAUUUAAUCUUACUUAGAUUUCAGUUUUUGCAGUAUGGGAGUCCGUCGUCUCAUAUGUGAUACAGAAUAUGGCACAGCCACACAGUUCAAUCAACCAAUCAAAGUUUAUUUAUAUAGCCUUUAAUCACAAGUGUCUCAAAGGGCCGCAUAAGCCACAACGUUGCUCUGUUUCGCAUCAAAAGUGCAGUCUUCACACUGCAUACCAGGCUCUCAAUGGCAGGUUUUUGUCACUAAGGAAAUUCAACAAGUAAAGUAAACAAUGAAAAAUGACAAGUAACACCACUUCGCUAGUGGUCAGUACCUGCAGGAAUUCAGGUGCAUUUUUUUGUGAUUAUUGUGGCAAAAGUUGCAAUGUUUUUAGAAGGUUAUUUUUUUCAAUAACUAGGAACCAACUUUUAUACAUUUUUGUUAUUAAUGUGUAAGUUGUGACGAUCUGUCACUCCAUUUUUGUUUGUUGCCUUGUUUUUGUAUUUACUUCCCAUCAGUGCUCUUAUUUUGGCAGGCGGUCCACACCUGCGUGUCCUAUUUAUGCCUUGUCUCGCGCACUCCUCAGCGCUCGACGAUCAUGUGAGGAACUCGCAUGGCUGCGGUUUUUGAGACCCCAAGAUGCAGGAACCAGCAGACGAUGAGAAGGUAAGAUGAUUUUUAUUAUCAUCAACAGAAAUAAAGCAGUCUUGCACAUAAACGUUCCACAACAUAAGGCGAUCUUCGAGCGCUGAGGAGUGCUCGAGACAAGGCAUAAAUAGGACACGCUGAUUGGCAUUAGGUGUGGACCGCCUGCCAAUCAACGGCAGGUGAGUGGUCAAACACUGCUCAGGGACAAACAGGAAAUGAAACAAAAGAAGAGCACUAAUGGGAAGUAAAUACAAAAGCAAGGAAACAAACAGAAAUGAAGUCACAUAAGUGUUCCUCGUAACCUCCGUCAAUCCAUUUUCUACCGCUUAUCUCGUAACCUUAACCUCAAAAAGCGCUUAAAUUGCAACAAAAAUUGGAAAACAAAAACAAAUAUUGAUGUUUUACUUGUUUUAUGCCGCACAGAAAGUAGACACUAGAUGGCAGUAAAAACACAUACUCAGAGCUCAUUGGAGAUUUACUGUACUGUUUUAAUUACAAUACCCACAACCAGUGAAGUCGGCACCUUGUGUAAAUGGUAAAUAAAAACAGAAUGCAAUAAUUUGCAAAUCCUUUUCAAUUUAUAUUCAAUUGAAUAGACUGCAAAGACAAGAUAUUUCAUGUUCUGAGAAACUUUUUUUUUUUUGCAAAUAAUCAUUAACUUAAAAUUUAAUUGGAGCCACACAUUGCAAAAAAGUUGGCAUUUAUUUAUAUGAGACAAUCCAAACAACCUCCCCUAGUCAUGGUGCAAGAAUUUAACAAAAUGUAACUAACAUGAAGAUCAACACACAAGGUCACACUUAAUACAACCUGCUCACUGAUCAUUGUGGAUAUUAUGAAAACACCAUAAAAAAUUACACCCAUCUAAAUCCACUAGAGUGCAUGAUGGAAAAAAUUGUAAAACACUCUCUCCACUCUCUCCAAUUUGAUAUCCACCGACCGUGGAAAUGAUGUAUCCAUUAUAUCAAUUUAACAUGUACACACUAGGGCUGCAACUAACGAUUAAUUUGAUAAUUAAUUAAUCUGUCGAUUAUUACUUUGAUUAAUCGUUUAAUAAUAGGAUAAAAGAGACAAAUUACAUUUCUAUCCUUUCCUGUAUUUUAUUGAGAAAAAAAACAGCAUACUGGCACCAUACGUAUUUUGAUUAUUGUUUCUCAGCUGUUUGUACAUGUUGCAGUUUAUAAAUAAAGGUUUAUUAAAAAUUUUCUUUUUUUUUAUUAAUAAUUUGCCUCUGCGCAUAGCAUAGAUCCAACGAAUCGAUGACUAAAUUAAUCGCCAUCUAAUUUUAUACACAAUCAGUUGUUGCAGCCCUAGUACACACACACAUAUAUAUAUAUAUAUGUAUGUAUAUAUAUAUAUAUAUAUAUAUAUAUAUAUGUAUAUAUAUAUAUAUAUAUAUAUAUUUAUGUAUGUAUGUAUAUAUAUAUGUAUGGGAUUUUUCCCUGAAGAGCAGGGAAACAGGCUUGUAGGGAUGAAAUAGCCUCUGUGUUUUUUCCUGACCUAA
Nerophis lumbriciformis (worm pipefish) is the source of this 6309-nucleotide messenger RNA. RefSeq names its product peroxisome proliferator-activated receptor gamma (gene pparg). The record is from RefSeq and is a predicted model, not a curated record. Gene Ontology annotation, biological process: negative regulation of cholesterol storage; positive regulation of fatty acid metabolic process; fatty acid metabolic process. Lineage: Eukaryota; Metazoa; Chordata; Actinopteri; Syngnathiformes; Syngnathidae. Gene Ontology annotation, molecular function: RNA polymerase II cis-regulatory region sequence-specific DNA binding; zinc ion binding; nuclear receptor activity. Gene Ontology annotation, cellular component: nucleus.